AUGCCUACUGUCAAAUACACUCCGCUCCCAGCAGACGGCGCCAGCAUCCGGCUGCUGCGGCUGCAACCAAACUCAGCUAAUGACGCCAAAGUUCAAUGCACAUUAUUCCAUGCCAGCCUGGCAGAUGCGCAGAAAGCACAGUAUGAAGCGCUCUCCUACACCUGGGGCGAUGCCACUCAAACAAUCGACAUUGAACUCAAUGGUACCAUCUUUCCCGCAACCGUCAAUCUCGACGCAGCCUUGCGAGCACUCCGCAAGCCUGAUGAGCCGCGAACACUAUGGGUGGACGCCGUGUGUAUCAAUCAAUCCGAUCUUCAAGAGCAGGGAAGUCAAGUCAAGAUGAUGUGGGAGAUCUACAGGAAUGCCGAACGUGUCCUGGUUUGGCUUGGACGUGAAGAGGGAGACAGUGCCAUAGCAAUGGCUGACAUGGCUGGGCAAACGACACAGAAGAGAAUCAGAACGUUGAUGACAACCAAGCGGGAGAGGCCUGCUCACUACAAAGGCGUUAAAUGGUGCGAUUGUAACGCUGGUAGGUGGGAAGUUGAUCCUCCUCGCGUCGGCGUUCAGAAUAUUCUUGGGAGGCAAUGGUUUACGCGGGUCUGGGUUCUGCAAGAAGUUGCGGCAGCAAAAGAAGUUCUUGUUGUUUGUGGGAGCCAUAUAAUCCCCGCCGAGGACUUCUACCAAGAGAUCACUGGAAUAUCAAGGCACUAUAUGAGCUUCCAGAAGACGAUCCGCAACAUUCGACCGGCCAUUGAGUUUCUGGACUCCAGGGUCACAACUAUCGAGAAACAAUCAAUUCCACUUCUCGAACUCAUCGAGACUUUCAGGUCCUGGAAUGCCACAAAGGCCGUCGAUAAGGUUUACGCUUUGCUCAAUUUCUCCUCUGACGCCUACAACGAACCGACACUGCAGCCAGAUUACACCAUUUCCGAACACUUACUCGCCAGCAGACUCGUGCAGUUUGCCUUUCCUGGAUGCACAAUGGAGCCACACGGGGACCCACAGUCCAAUGCAGUCACAUUUGAGGUUGAGGGCCUUGUGUUGGGCACAAUCAACGGAAAGUGGAGCGGCAAAGACAACAUGAGAUCCUGGACCUUCCAAACAAUGAACUAUUCCAAGCAGUCACAACCACCACCGGAUCUGACAUUCAACGCCCGAGUAUUGGAGCUCUUCGAACAUCAAUGGCAGAUUGACAUCCUCAGCGAGCGCCGGCUGGACCUUGACUACUACGUCUGUCUACUCCGUGGAGCGUCGAGGCCCACAGUCUUGCGCUACAAGGAUGGGCAAUUCACUGUCGCCAUGAUGGCUACUCCGCCGCCCACUCCAUGGUCAAACGAAGUGCGUGUUGAUCAAGGCUCCUAUAAGCAUGCUGUACGAGAUCCAGCUGUCCUCACGGAGAAGAGACCUCCGCUUCCUGUGCUCCGCAUGACAUGGUCCGAUGUCGUGGACGCUUUAUCGAAAGAAAGCGAAGGCACCAUGAAGUUCAAGUUGACGUGGGAUCCCUUCCGCCAAUUAACCUCUGAUGAGGUGAAACGAUACAUAUCGACUCCGAACGAUAAGCGGAUUCAAUUGGAAGCUCGACAUGAGUCGUUCAGGGACAUGGCCGUACUGAAAAGAGAAGCGGGAGAACUGGAAGAGAUCGUCACCUGCAAGACUCUCUCGAUGCUGAACAUCAUGUUCCAGCAGGACGAAGAGAAGAUCAAGAACGGAACAUCCAAGUGGACAAUUACACUUCACGAUGCUGCAAAGGCGGGAUUGCUCGGCACUUUGAGAAUUUUGCUUGAUGCUGGCGCAGAAGUCGACAAAGUGGACGACGAUGGCUUGACGGCGCUCCAUUUGGCGGCCAGAAAUGGCCACACUAGGAUUGUGGAAGCUCUUUUGAAAGGCAAAGCCACACCCAACGCCUUCCACGAUGUGGUGUGGACUCCGUUACAUCUCGCAGUCAGAAACAAUCACGACAAUAUCUGUGAAUUGCUACUUGACUACGGUGCGAGCCCGAAUGCAGAAGGAGACAAUAUGCCACCACCACUAUUCAACGCCGUAGUCUUCGGCCAGUCUUCCAUCGUUAACGCUCUCCUCAAAGCCGGCGCUAAUGCGAACAUUGUACAACGGGUCGCUCACCUCCAAGAUGUGACGGCACUCCACCUAGCUGCAGAGUUGGGCCACACAGACAUUGUCAAACUCCUGCUUGUUGCGGGCGCAAGGACCGACGUUGUUACUUCAUCAGACCUGCUCCCUCUUCAUCAAGCUGCAAUGAAUGGGCAUACGGACGCGGUGUUAUUGCUUUUGGAUGCUGGGUCGGAUAUUGAUGCGCUGAAUAGUCAGGGUGUGACACCUUUGGAUUUUGCCGUCUAUCGGGGCCAUGAGCGGACCGCCGAGGAGAUACGACUUCGCGGAGGAGUACAUAAAUUUCUUUGA
Coniosporium apollinis CBS 100218 is the source of this 2418-nucleotide messenger RNA. RefSeq lists its product as uncharacterized. The record is from RefSeq and is a predicted model, not a curated record. Gene Ontology annotation, molecular function: protein binding. The transcript has 2 exons. Lineage: Eukaryota; Fungi; Ascomycota; Dothideomycetes. The coding region runs from base 1 to 2418 and encodes 805 amino acids.